CGUUGGACUAUAAAGUGUCAAAUCUUGAACUUUUUUGUAAUACAAUACUUAACUUAAAUAAAGUGCGAUGAAGGAGCAAGAAGCCAAGUCCUCGUCAGCCAGGGUGGACUGCGACGAGUUGCUGGCGCGGCUCGGCGGCUGGUUCCGAGCCAGGGUGCUGCUGUGUGCUGCGCUGGCCGCCGUGCAGGUCGGCCUGCUGCACACCACCUACAUCUUCCUGGCUGCCGACGUGCCCUACAGAUGCAUGGUCCCCGAGUGCGAAGCGCCCAACAGCACUGAGUUCAGCGCGGCAUGGACGGCGGCAGCACUGCCCGAGCACGGCCGCGCGCACCGAUGUUCCCGCAGGGUCCCACUCGACCCCACCCUCCCCUGCGAGGCUAACAGCGCAUUCAGUGAAGAUGCAGUAACUUGUGACCAGUGGCUGUACGCUUCCGCUAAUACCAUCGUGACCGAGUUCAACCUAGCCUGCCAGGAGUGGAAGCGGACGCUGGUCGGCACCAUCCACAAUAUAGGCAUGCUGGUGUCGCUGCCCAUCCUCGGCUACGUCUCUGACCGUUGGGGCCGUAAAACAGCGCUGAUCCUGUCAUGCGUGCUCGUGGGGGCCAUUGGCUCUCUAAAGGCAUUCUCCAUCUCCUACGAGAUGUACGUCAUCGUGGAGUUCCUGGAGACGGUGGCUGGUGCUAGCGCUUUCCCUGCUGCCUUCAUUAUGACGAUCGAGCUCCUCGGCCAAGAGAAGCGAGUGUUAACUACAGCCUUCCUCGGCAUCAUGCUCGUCAUCGGCGGCCUGAGCUUCGCGCUCCUCGCCAAGGCCUUCCAGUACUGGCGCACCUUCAUCCUCGUUGUCUACCCACCUUCCCUCCUCUUCCUUCUUUAUAUAUACUUCCUCCCAGAAAGCAUUAGAUGGCUACUCUCUAAAGGACGUAAGGAAGACGCUUUAGAAAUUAUAACUAAAGCAGCGAAGAUGAAUGAUGUAUCUCUUUCGGAAGAGACGAUUAAACAGCUUCAAGAAGCUAAAGCGCCUGUGGAAAAGAAAGAAGAAGAAGUAGGAUUAUGGAUGCAAGUGUUCAGGUCUCCGAUCAUCAUGCGGCGCCUAGCGAUCUGCUCGUGGUGGUGGAUCACUUGCACAUUCGUGUUCUACGGGCUCGCCAUCAACUCGGUGUCGCUGGCGGGCGACAAGUACACCAACUACAUGCUGGUGGUGUCCGUGGAGGUGAUCGCGGUGGUCACCAACGCGCUGGUGCUGGACCGAAUUGGGCGCAAGCGAACGCUGCUCAUCGCGUAUAUUGUUUGUGGGAUUUCUUGCGUUGCCAUCGCUUUUGUGCCUCGUUCGAUGUCGUGGCUAGCGACACUGCUGUACCUGGUGGGCAAGAUCGCCAUCACGCAAGCCUUCAGCGGCGUAUAUAUGUACACGUCAGAGCUAUUUCCCACGCACGCGCGCCACAGUUUGCUGGGAUUCUGCUCUAUGGUCGGCAGACUUGGCUCUAUCGUGGCUCCACAAAUGCCUCUACUGGCAAUCUACGUAGAGUGGCUUCCAUCGGUCCUGUUCGGCAGCACAGCACUAGUGGCAGGCGCUCUCAUGCUGACCACGCCAGAAACCCUCAACACUCGGUUACCUGACACCAUUCAAGAGGCUGAAGAGCUUGCCAACCAACAUAAGAAGCCUGAAAACUUGGAGAUGAAAGCCUGCUAGCGCCUUCACUCUUCAGACCAGCUUUU
Messenger RNA from Cydia amplana, 1716 nucleotides. RefSeq names its product organic cation transporter protein-like. Gene Ontology annotation, cellular component: membrane. Gene Ontology annotation, biological process: transmembrane transport. The coding region runs from base 68 to 1690 and encodes 540 amino acids. Lineage: Eukaryota; Metazoa; Arthropoda; Insecta; Lepidoptera; Tortricidae. Gene Ontology annotation, molecular function: transmembrane transporter activity. The record is from RefSeq and is a predicted model, not a curated record. The transcript has 7 exons.